Messenger RNA from Topomyia yanbarensis, 580 nucleotides. RefSeq names its product perlucin-like. Gene Ontology annotation, biological process: biological process involved in interspecies interaction between organisms. Gene Ontology annotation, molecular function: carbohydrate binding. NCBI's taxonomy places the organism in Eukaryota, Metazoa, Arthropoda, Insecta, Diptera, Culicidae. The record is from RefSeq and is a predicted model, not a curated record. The coding region runs from base 13 to 501 and encodes 162 amino acids. The transcript is spliced from 2 exons. Gene Ontology annotation, cellular component: external side of plasma membrane.
AGCCUGGACAAGAUGGCCCGAAUCGUUCUUCUGAUGCUGGGAGUAUUAUGUGCGUUGGCCCUCGGACAGCAGAUGAGAUGCUUCGCAACGACACGUUAUUACGUUCCUCAUUUCACAGCCAACUGGUACCGCGCUGCGGAGUACUGCUUCAGCCUUGGUAUGCGACUUGCAAUCGUGCAGACACCGCAGGAACAUGCCGCCGUUGUUGAGGUGAUCAAACGAUCCGACAUCUACAAUAACGAUAGCACCAUAGCCUGGCUGGGUGCUAGCGAACUGGCCGUGGAAGGAACUUACUAUUGGCACGCGACCGGGGCCCGGCUUCAGUAUGCGAAUUGGCGCCCGGGACAACCGGACAACUAUAAGGGAAAUGAACAUUGUCUGGCUUUGAUGAACAUCCCCGGCCAGGGUUGGAACUGGCACGCCAAUGAUGGGCCGUGUGGGAAUGCGCAUUAUUUCGUUUGUGAUAAUGCGGAUGCCGAUAGAAACGUGGGAGUUUUCUAGUGUGAUGUAAAUAAGAUGAGUACAGUUAAUACGUAAAGCAACAGAGAGAUUAAUAAAAUUAGGAUAUUAUUUGAUAUAA